Messenger RNA from Dioscorea cayenensis subsp. rotundata (Guinea yam), 1518 nucleotides. RefSeq lists its product as uncharacterized. The annotation marks the transcript as partial. The record is from RefSeq and is a predicted model, not a curated record. Gene Ontology annotation, molecular function: kinase activity. Lineage: Eukaryota; Viridiplantae; Streptophyta; Magnoliopsida; Dioscoreales; Dioscoreaceae. The transcript has 4 exons.
GGGCGACGGUCAUGGCCCUCGCUCCUUAUCCUCUCCGCGCCGCGCGCGCUUUGCCGUUGUCUUCCCCGUUCUUCUCGCCAAUUCGCUUUGGUAUCCUGUUUUAGUUUUCGUUUUGGGCGUAGAAAUGUUGGGUUUUAUCGAUUGAGGGGGUGUCGUGGGUUUUCGAGGAGAUGGAGGUUUGGGGGAUUUCGCGUUUUGGGUUCUCUUGGAGAAGGUGAUGAUGCCCCCGGUGGUUUGGUAAGCGAGAUCGAAGGGGAGGAGGAGGAGGAGGAUGAGGAGUCAGUGGAUGUGUUGAUGGCUUCGGUGGCCCCUGAGAGAUGGGAUGUUUUGGGUCUUGGACAAGCUAUGGUAGAUUUCUCUGGCAUGGUGGAUGAUGAGUUUCUAAUGAGAGUGGGAAUAGAGAAAGGCACUAGGAAGGUGGUUAAUCAUGAAGAGAGAGGUAGAGUUUUGCGUGCAAUGGAUGGUUGCAGUUAUAAGGCAGCUGCUGGAGGGUCUCUUUCCAAUACAUUGGUUGCUUUGGCUAGACUUGGUGGCCGAUCAGUGGGUGGUCCUGAUUUGAAUGUUGCGAUGGCAGGCAGUGUGGGUAGUGAUCCCCUUGGUGGCUUCUAUCGUGCAAAGCUUCGGCGGGCUAAUGUUAACUUUCUAUCCAAGCCUGUCAAGGAUGGUACAACUGGAACAGUUAUUGUUCUCACCACUCCAGAUGCACAGCGUACUAUGCUCGCAUACCAGGGCACUUCAUCUACAGUUGACUAUGAUCCAUACCUAGCAAGCAUAAUCUCAAAAACAAACUUGCUUGUCAUAGAAGGGUAUUUAUUUGAACUUCCUCAUACAAUCAAAACUAUAAUGAAAGCUUGUGAAGACGCACACAAGAAUGGUGCACUUAUUGCUGUUACAGCAUCUGAUGUGUCAUGUAUCGAGAGAUGUUAUGAUCAUUUCUGGGAAAUUAUAAGGAAUUAUGCUGAUAUUGUGUUUGCCAACAGUAAUGAAGCAAGAGCCUUUUGCAACUUGAACUCAAAUGACAGUGCCAUCUUAGCUACACGGUACUUGAGUCACUUUGUUCCUCUUGUUUCAGUUACCGACGGCCCACGUGGUUCUUACAUUGGUGUUAAAGGCGAAGCUAUAUACAUCCCCCCAUCUCCCUGCGUGCCCAUCGAUACUUGUGGAGCUGGCGACACUUAUGCUUCAGGCAUUCUUUACGGAAUCCUUAGGGGAGCUUCGGAUUUGAAAGGCAUGGGAAUGUUGGCCUCUAGAGUAGCAUCAGUUGUCGUUGCACAGCAAGGAACUCGUCUUCGAGUUCAAGAUGCCGGAAGACUAGCAGAGUCUUUUGCAUUGAAUCUUGAGAGCUCCCAAAUUUGCUCAGAUAUUGGCUCAGAUCACAUCUCCAGUUUAUGAUCAUUAUAUUAUGUGAAUUUUGAUUCUUCAUUCAACUGUUAAUUGAUAGAUUCAUUCAUUAAACAUUAGAAACUGAUGUAAUAUCAGGCUCCUCACCAUCUGUACUAAUCUACGAUACUUCCACCA